AAGCGGUCACGCGCUUCAAAGGGGAGAGACUUCAUCGAACUAAACAUGUGAGUGCGCGCAUGGAAGUGAACGAGAACGACUCGUUCAUGGAAAAGAUUUGUUCAAAAACACCGAUUCGUUAACAGCGCAAGUCCACUUCGAGACAUUUAUCUACAUGUUUUAUGUAAAGUCUUGGAUAUCGUUUUUUUUUUAGAGAAAAACUUAAACUGGCAUUCAUUCCGCAAUCCCACAACGGUGGAAACUUUUCAAGGACACGUUAUUCUCGGAGUUUCUAGCACUGGACCCAUUGCGCUCUCUCUGUAGUUACAUUGAUGUUGUCAGAACCGCCGUUUUAAUGUUUUAAAGUGUCCGUUUUCAGACACUGGCAGCAUCACCGCGUGCGAACCUGCCAACGCCUUUUCUCUCUUUGGCUUCGUUAUUCUUUAAGCGAGAGAAAUACAACGUUCAGUUUUAAAGGUUUUCAUUACUCGACUCAUAAACAAUCGGGAAAAAUGGGUUGCACGUUAAGCACUGAAGAUAAAGCGGCGAUGGAGAGGAGUAAGAUGAUUGACCGGAACCUGCGAGAGGACGGAGAGAAAGCAUCCAGAGAGGUCAAACUCCUGCUGCUCGGUGCUGGGGAAUCAGGGAAGAGUACCAUAGUUAAGCAGAUGAAGAUCAUUCAUGAAGAUGGUUACUCAGAUGACGAGUGCAAGCAGUAUAAAGUGGUGGUUUACAGCAACACUAUCCAGUCCAUCAUUGCAAUCAUCAGGGCCAUGGGACGCUUAAAAAUCGACUUUGGGGAUCCGGCAAGAGCGGAUGAUGCCCGUCAGCUGUUUGUGCUCGCUGGCACUGCUGAGGAAGGGGUGAUGGCGGCUGAUCUCUCUGGGGUCAUUCUCCGGCUGUGGAAGGAUGAAGGAGUGCAGAUGUGUUUCGUCAGAUCACGAGAGUAUCAACUCAACGAUUCUGCAGCCUACUAUUUGAAUGAUCUGGAAAGGAUAUCACAGCCCACCUACACACCCACUCAACAAGAUGUGCUGAGGACUCGGGUCAAGACCACUGGCAUUGUAGAAACACACUUCACCUUCAAAGAGCUCUAUUUCAAGAUGUUUGAUGUGGGUGGGCAGCGUUCUGAGCGGAAGAAGUGGAUUCAUUGUUUUGAAGGAGUCACUGCCAUCAUCUUCUGUGUGGCGCUCAGUGACUAUGACCUGGUGCUUGCUGAGGAUGAAGAGAUGAACCGCAUGCAUGAGAGCAUGAAGCUUUUCGACAGCAUCUGCAACAACAAGUGGUUCACAGACACGUCCGUCAUCCUCUUCCUCAAUAAGAAGGAUCUGUUCGAGGACAAGAUCAAGAAAAGUCCACUUACAAUAUGCUACCCUGAAUACUGCGGAACAUGCACGUACGAGGAAGCAGCGGCGUAUAUUCAGUGCCAGUUUGAGGAUCUGAACAGAAGAAAGGAGACAAAGGAGAUUUACACACACUUCACCUGUGCCACAGACACCAAGAACGUACAGUUUGUGUUUGAUGCAGUCACUGAUGUCAUCAUCAAGAAUAACCUCAUCGAGUGUGGACUCUAUUGAAGCGUCAUCAAGCGUCUGCAUAGUUAUUUCUGGAAGAUUUCAGAGUUUCACCAGCUGGUUGUCCCUGGUUUGUCCAGUUUCACUGGUGGUGAAUGAGCUGGAGAAACUGCCAACCUGCUGCACAGCACACACUCUUCAUAUUAAAUGCGGUACCUGCAGCCAUGGACAGGAUUUUUGCAACUGUUUUAUUUCCCUUUAUCCUUUCUUAAUGACACUCUGUCUUUGCCACUUCAUUUAUUUGCCAAUACACCUUAAUUUUUUGUUUUGUUUUUCUCUAUACGCAUUACAUGAGAGACCACUAUGCAUAGAUCAAAAUCCACAAAUGACCAUAAUGUGUGACUGCAUUAUUACCACAUUAGAUCAAAUAUCUUUUAUUUUAAAGUAGCAAACUGCAAGAAUUCAGUCUAAAUCGUAUUAGUAACAGCGUAUCAGUUCUUAUGAGGAAGUUAUGGUUUUAGCAUAUUUUUAUAGUACUUAUUAAACUAAUUUAUUAAUGAUUUAGGUCUGUUUUUAAGUUUGUGUAUGGAUCAAAGAUGAGGUCACAACAUUCACAAAUGAUUUUUUAUACGUAGUAAAUAAAGUGUCUACUUUAAUGCUUCAAAUAACCUUUUGUAAAAUUAAAAUAUGGGUGAAAUCAUUAUUCCAUGUAACAGAUCAGUGUCAAAACCUAUAAGUUUUAACAUACUCUCACUAGCCACUUUAUUAGGUACAUUUUACUUGUACCGACCCCCUUUUGCCUUCAGAACUGCCUUAAUCCUUUGUGUCAUAGAUUCAACAAGCUUUUGGUCCAUAUUGACAUGAUAGCAUCAUGUUGUUGCUUUAGACAUGUCAGCUGCACAUCCAUGAUGCGAAUCUCCGGUUCCACCACAUCCCAAAGGUGCUCUACUGGAUUGAGAUCUGGUGACUGUGGAGGCCAUUUGAGUACAGUGAACUCAUUGUCAUGUUUAAGAAACCAGUCGAUGAGAUGAUUCGCCCUUUAUGACAUGGAGCAUUAACCUGCUAGAAGUAGCCAUCAGAAGAUGGGUACACUGUGGUCAUAAAGGGAUGGACAUGGUCAGCAACAAUACUCAGGUAGGCUGUGGUGUUGACACAAUGCCCAAUUGGUACUAAUGGGCCCAAAGUGUGCCAAGAAAAUAUCCCCCACACCAUUACACCACCUCUACCAGCCUGAACUGUUGAGACUUUCAUGUUGUUGAUGCCAAAUUCUGACCGUACCAUACGAAUGUCACAGCAGAAAUCGAGACUCAUCAGACCAGGCAAUAUUUUUUCAAUCUCCCCACAGAACUGGCGCUCACUGGAUAUUUUCUCUUUUUCAAAAAAUUCUCUGUAAACCCUAGAGAUGGUUGUGCGUGAAAAUCCUAGUAGAUCACCAAUUUCUGAAAUACUCAGACAAGCCCGUCUGACACCAACAACCAUGUCAUGUUCAAAGUCACUUAAAUCACCUUUCUUCCCCAUUCUGAUGCUCGGUUUGAACUGCAGCAGAUCAUCUUGACCAUGUCUACAUGCCAGUUGCUGCCAUGUGAUUGGCUGAUUACAAAUUUGCGUUAACGAGCAGUUGGACAGGUGUCCCUAAUAAAGUGGCCAGUGAGUGUAUAUAAAAGAAUAAGUGAAUAGUAGAUUAUUAUAUUUUGUAUUAUUAUUGACAAAUAAUAGUUUGGAGGAUAGAAAUAGAAAUAUUUAAUCUAAGAAAGAAUUAGGGUUUUGGUGCUACACUGUGAUCCAUAACAGAGUCUUUUAAUACGUCGUCAAAUGACUCUUGUUCUAAACAUGCCUGAAAAGAUUUAUUUGUAUAUAAAUUAUUGUCACACUAAAUGACAUUUUAGUGGAUGUCUUCUGUAAGUCAUGGUAAAACAAUGGUCAUUCAUUCAUUUUCCUUCAGCUUAGUCCCUUUAUUCAUCAGGGGUCACCACAGCGGAAUGAACCACCAACUUAUCCAGCAUACAGUAUGUUUUACACAGCGCAUGCUCUUCCAGCUGCAACCCAGUACUGGGAAACACCCAUACACUCUCACAUUCACAUACAGCACCCAGAGGAAACUCAGGAGAACAUGAGGAGAACAUGCAAACUACAACUGACCCAGCAGGGACUCGAACCAACGACAUUCUUGCUGUGAGGCGACAGUGCUAACAACUGAGCCACCAUGUCACCUGAUAGUGGUCAUUAUAUUUUAUAUUUUUGCCCAGAAAAACAUUUAAUAAAACACAACACAUUUGAAGACAACAUUAACACUUUUAUUAUUGGAUGUUUGAAAACCCAUAUAUUUCAUCACCUCAGAAGCUCUCAGAAUGAAGUCUCAAUGCUGAGUGAAACUGAAUUAGUGUGAGAGCUAUAGCUGAACAUUGAUUUAUUUUUAAAUAUUUACUAAACACACACACAGCAAUAGUUUCAUUUUCACUUAACACACGAUCACUCACUUUAUAUACCACACUUUAUAUUCCGUAACAUGCUAUUUUUAUAUUUCUUACGGAGCAGUAAAGGUGCAAACAAAUAAUUCUCUUUUAAGAUUUCUGUACGAUGCAAAAAACAGAUCCGUGUUGGGUCAAGGACACGUAGGAGUGAGUGGCAUAAAAAAAGAGCAUGGUUAUUUGCUGGAUUUGCUUUCCCGUCUUGACGUAGAACAGGCUUGUUUGAUGUGCUUUGUGUUUAAUCCUGUGGAUUUCAGUAUUUUUUAAACAAACUGACACAAUGUGAUCUGGUUUGUAAUAUCUGUAUUUAAUACGAAAAUGUCCAUUUCAAGUUAGUUCUCCGUAACAUUUUGCAAAAUGCCACAUAGCUUGAGUCACCAGUGUUUCUUAGAUUUCCAAGCCAUUGUUUGUGUGUUACGUAAAAAAAAUUGAAUAUUGCAGUUCUGAUAUGUUGGAGCACUCAAUGAAGUAGUCUGGUUUCAUUUAACAAUUGGUUGAAAAUCACUGUGCUUUAUUUGAACUAUUUUAGUGUGAACAACUAACAAUAAUUAUAGCACUAAGUCAACAAAAGGCUUGGUUAUUUUCCAAACACCUUUCCUCAGAGUAUUAUUUCGAAAUGCUUUUGUUUUUUUAUGGUUGUUUCUGAUCAUAUAAAUAUGCAUUUGUUCAUUAUAAUAUGCCACCAAUUUCUGCAGUUUUAACACAGUGCAUAUGCAAUCAAAUGACCUUAAAAACAUAUACAGUUGAAGUCAGAGUUAUUAGCCCACCUUUGAAUUUUAUUUAUUUUUUUCCCAAAUGAUGUUUAACAGAGCAAGGAAAUUUUCACUGUAUGUCUGAUAAUAUUUUUUUCUUCUGGAGAAACUCUUAUUUGUUUUAUUUUGGCUAGAAUAAAAGCAGUUAUUAAUGUUUUAAAAGCCAUUUUAAGGUCAAAAUUAUUAGCCCCUUUAAGCUACAGUACUGUAUAUAUUUUUUCUCGAUUGUCUGCAGAACAAACCAUCAUUAUACAAUAAUUUUCCUAAUUAAUCUAACCUGCCUAGUUAACCUAAUUAAUCUAGUUACGCCUUUAAAUGUCACUUUAAGCUGUAUAGAAGUGUGUUGAAAAAUAUCCAGUAAAAUAUUAUUUACUGUCAUCAUGGCAAAGAUAAAAUAAAUCAGUUAUUAGAAGUGAGUUAUUAAAACUAUUAUGUUUAGAAAAGUGUUGAGAAAAUCUGCUCUCUGUUAAACAGAAAUUGGGGAAAAUAUAAACAGGGGGGCUAAUAAUUCUGACUUCAACUGUACAUUGAAGUAUUGCUAACACAGCUCAUUGUCUGUUAGAUCUAUCUGGAGAACAUAUUGUUGUAUUGCGUUCCACUCAAAUUAUUCAAAUCAUUGUCUUUAUUUGGUCUUAAAAGGGUCUUAAAAAGGUUUUGAAACCCUGUUAAAGCUAUUUUUAAAAUAGUUGGGUGAUAGAUUCAGGAUUGUUUUAUCAUUGAAGCUCUCAAAAAAAAAAAUUCCCUGCUUGUUCAAACUAUUUAUUUAAAAUGAGUUGAAACAACACAAUUAUUAAGGGUUUUUUAUGGACAACUUAAUUCUUUUAUGUUCAAUUCACUUAAAUUUAUAAAAACAGUUGACUUAAUUGAUUUGUGUUGGGACAACAUGAAUGUUUUGUGUAGAACCCUGCAUUUUUUUUUACAGUGAGUGUUUUCAAAAACACUGAUGUUUUAUUUUGGAGAUUCAAACCUAAUUUUACCAUGUGUCUUAUUUUAAUGAGACUGUGUCUUUGAUCUGUUACAAAUGUGCAAUUACCAUUUUUGGUUCAACUAUUUCCUACUAUUCCAUUUGUUUUCCAGAUUGUGUCUGUGACCCUAAAUGUGUUUAUAUGUAGUUUGUUUGAUAUAUUGACUUUUUAGCUGUCACCUCUUUUUGAUUAUAUAAUAAUCUUAGCAGAAAGAGUAUUUUGUACUGUGGUUCAUUCAAUAUUCGCUCAGACUUGGAAAGUCUUUUGACAUAUAAAAUAUUUAACCCUGGGUCACAUUUCACUUUAUGUUUCAUGCUGCACACAAAGGGAAAAAAGGAAUCCUGUGUAUUAAUUCCCUUGUGUUUCAUAAUGGUUUGAUGUUUUUGAUUUCAUUUUUGCUAUUGACUGGAGGGAAUGUAGCUUUCUUUUACCUGGGGUUAAACGUAAUGUUUACAACAACAAUUACCCAGAGUUAAUAACCCAGUGUGAAAAGCCCUCAUGAGCAUCAGUGUUUGAAAACCCCUGUUAAACCAUCAUAAAGUAAGGUCACUGUUUUGUGAAAAUGAGCAAUUACAGUAGCGCUAAUGGUGAGACUAUAGCAGUACAUAAUGGUAAUCGGACACCAGCAACCAGUGGAAUUGAUGCAAGUCUUUAUUUCAUGUGCCUACAUUUACAUUCCAGAACAUCUCCACAAAUUCAGACCUCAGGUUUAAACAAAGCAACAGGCCAUUCUAGAAUUUUCACUGUUACUGUAAUACUGUAUCAUAAAUAUAUAUAUUUAGGUCUCCAUAUAUAUUUCAUAUAGAAUUUAUUUGCCUACUCUUAUUUACAAAACGUUCUGCCCUACUGUGUUUGGGGCUGAAAAAGAAAAGUCUUUCACAUAUUGUGUGAGCUGGUUAAAUUCAAACAAUCAGUCUUGCUGACUUAUGCACGUUUUUUACUCACUGUACAUAAAAGAACUUUCUAAUUGCGAUCUGAUUUCCCACUACAGUGUUUUUAUACAGCAAAAUUAGUUGCAAUAAAUUUACUUUUCUUUCU
This is a messenger RNA of Danio aesculapii, 6716 nucleotides long. It is a transcript of the gene gnai3, whose product is annotated as guanine nucleotide binding protein (G protein), alpha inhibiting activity polypeptide 3. Gene Ontology annotation, biological process: adenylate cyclase-modulating G protein-coupled receptor signaling pathway. Bases 492 to 1556 code for a protein of 354 amino acids. Gene Ontology annotation, molecular function: G protein-coupled receptor binding; G-protein beta/gamma-subunit complex binding; GTP binding. The transcript has 9 exons. NCBI's taxonomy places the organism in Eukaryota, Metazoa, Chordata, Actinopteri, Cypriniformes, Danionidae. Gene Ontology annotation, cellular component: heterotrimeric G-protein complex. The record is from RefSeq and is a predicted model, not a curated record.